Messenger RNA from Cimex lectularius (bed bug), 685 nucleotides. Its product is annotated as neuroglobin-like. Lineage: Eukaryota; Metazoa; Arthropoda; Insecta; Hemiptera; Cimicidae. Gene Ontology annotation, molecular function: oxygen binding; heme binding. The transcript has 3 exons. The record is from RefSeq and is a predicted model, not a curated record. The coding region runs from base 123 to 680 and encodes 185 amino acids.
UCCCCUUCACCCUUCAGUGUUCAGUAACCCGUGGAGAGAGGAAGCAGAACGCUGGCCGAGACCGUCCCCGUUAUGUAAACUCGGUGUUGUGCUGUGUUUGUGUUUGUUUUCUGCAUAUCGCGAUGGGCUGCGAGCUGGGAAAACUGACGAGGAUCAGCGGCAGCGGAAACUCCGAAGGCCGUGAACCUCCUCCCUCGGCACCGGCGCCCUCCGACCCGAGGCUGCCUCUCACCGCCAAACAGAAGUACUCGAUGGUCGCCUCCUGGAAAGGCAUCUCUAGGGCGAUGGAGCAGACCGGAGUCUUCAUGUUUAUCAAGUUGUUCGAAGAACACCAGGAACUCCUGGAUCUUUUUGCCAAGCUGAAAGAGCUUAGGACGAAGGAGGAACAGGAAAAGAGUCUGGAGCUGGCGGAGCACGCGACGAAAGUCAUGGCCACGCUCGACGAAGGCAUCAAAGAGCUGGACGAUUUGGAUACCUUUUUCACAUUUCUCACACAAAUCGGACAGACGCACAAAAAGAUACCGGGUUUUAAACCGGACUACUUUUGGAAAAUUGAAAAACCAUUCCUGGAAGCAGUGAAAAUGACCCUGGGAGACCGUUACUCCGAAAACGUCGAGUCAAUCUACAAAGUAACAAUAAAACUGAUAAUAGACACUCUCGUAAAAGGAUACAACUCGUGAGGCGG